UUUUUGUCCGACUUCAGGUGGCGUUUCAUGGUAUUUUCUCUAGUUGGAGGUUGGACGUUUCUGAGUUCCCAGUUGCCUGGGACGCAGCAUAAAUGUUCAAUUAUGAAAGUGUGGAAAACCGGCUAAUGAUGCCAGCUGGAUUUAGCUUCCUCGGCAGCUGGUUUCUGCACCUUUUCAUCAGCGUCAUUCUUCCAGCGACAGGUAAGCCUCUACAGAGCGGCUCACCUUGGCGAAUAUCUGCAGCUGCUGGUAAAGAUGUCAUUCUUCCGUGUCGCCUCACCGCAUCUGUUGACCCCUCACCUGUCCUGGUGGCAGAGUGGUCCCGGGUAGAUGGUCCGUUUCCAGUGACGGUUCAUGUUCUCCGCAACGGCGAAGAACUUGUAAAGGAGAAAGCGCCAGAGUACCUCGGGAGGACGGCCAUAAUGGAGGACGGUUCCCUAAAGUUGCUCGGUGUCCAACGGCGAGACAACGGCACCUACAGGUGCGUCCUUCUAAGAGGAUCGUCUGUGGAGGAGUUUGUUUCGCUCACUGUUGCUGAGGUGGCCGAGGUGAAAAUAUCUGUCCGUCGCACUUCAGCCAACGAGCUGUUUGUCGUCUGUGAGUCCAGCGGCUGGAGCCCCGAGCCGGUGGUUUCUCUGCUGGACGCCGGCGGAAGCGUCCUGGCUGCUCAGACGGAGUCAUCAGUCCGACCAGAUGACCUCCACUCCGUCAGGGCGCUCGUUAAUGUGGCAGCAGUUAAAGCAGCACUAACAGGAAGUGGUACCGUGAUCUGUAGAGUGGAACUACCUGAAAUGAGCCUGGCAAACGAGAACAAGAUUUAUAUCUCAGAUGAGUUCGAUCCCUUCGAGCCAGGACUUGGUUGUAAUUUCGUGAUGGUCUUCGCCAUCGUGCUGGUUGCCGUCGUCAUAGCUGUCAUGCUCUUUGCGUUUCCUGUAUGGAUGAUCGAGAAGCUGCGAUCUUCACUGCGUUCUUCGCUGCGGCGUCUGACAGAGUUCAGCUUCGAUCUGGUCACUCAGCAGAGAGACGGAGAACCAGAUGAACGGCUUCUUGGAGAGACAUACACAGAGUACGGCGACAUCACCAGGGUGGAAACGACGGGAGCUUCUGAAGAGACGGCGAACACAAACCAGCUGCUCAGCAGAGGGAUUGAAGCCUCCCACCAGCUGGCAGAGAGUGACCUAAAUGAGAUGAAGAGGUACAAAGAGGACAUCAGCAGCGUGGGAAAAAUACUUAAUGUCCAUCCGGCCCUGAUCGCCGGCAUAAUCUCCAGACAGUCUCGGGCUGGAACCAAACUGAGCGCCAACGGCUAUGGAAAGUUCAACCAGAACUGCUUCGGCCUCAUGCAGAUCAGUAAGCAUUACCACGCGGUGAAAGGAAACCCGUUCAGCAGAGAGCACCUGGACCAGGGAGUUACCUUCUUCAUCCAGCUCAUCAAGACCAUGAAGAGGACUAAGCAGGACUGGAGCAAAGAGCAGCAGCUGAAAGGUGCGUUGGCGUGCUACAUCGCAGGUGAGGAGAGGGUCAUCCCUUUAUCGUACGAGGAGGUGGACAGCGUGACACCUCACGGGGACUUUGCCAAUGACGUGGUCGCCAGAGCGCAGUGGUUCGCCCACAGUGGCUUCUAAAUGUUUCUAAAUAAUUUUCCCUUUCUUCCUAUUCUUGGUAUUUAGGGAGAAUUACUGUUUUAAGCUCGUCUUCCGUACGUUCAUGAACCAUCACAUACGCAUGUUUGGUCGAGACCCCUUGGAGUCGUUUGACAUGUAACGGCUCCACGGUCAGACGUAAAAAGGUGCCACAUGCACAUUUAAAGAGGUUACCUCAAUCAGUCAGGUGUGUUGAUUCAGCAGUGAUGAUAUUAAGUUGAUCUACAGGAGAAACAUAUCUGAAAGCUGACAGCUGCUCUGCAUUAUUUUCUGUUACAAUUUUAGAUUUUGAAUUGUUUUAUUAUACCUUUUAUUAAACCAGAAAAACUAUUUUUCCAAGAGUUACCUGGCCAAGGCAGGCAGUAGUACAAUUGCACAAUUAAGAUGGGAAUAAAAAAUCAAAAUGUUCUUAAAUAGUCACCACAAUUCAGCAACAAGGACGAUCAAACGAGUAAUCAGUCAUAACAUCUGAAGGCAGAAUUGCCAGCCUUUAAAAGCAACAGGGAAACAAAGAUACAGCCCCCUGCGGGCUACCUGAAUUUUGUGUCCCUUUUUAUAUAAAUUUCCACAAUAAAUUGAUGCAGAAAAGGCAAAAAUUGGUGCAGAAAAACACCAAAAUGCAGGAAAUUAACACUCAAAAUUUUCUGGGGUGGUACCCCCACACCCCCUGUUUAUACUGUCGCAGUUUUGUUGUUUUAUUUGAAUUACACACAUGACAUUACAAUUUAGCAGACAUGACACAGUUAACAGUGUUGUUGGGAGUUUUGUUGUGCCGUAUAAGUAGAGGAUGUUUACUGUUGCUUUACUGCUUGAUGGAGGGUCAAUUAUUAUGUGAAGAUAUGAAGUUUUAUAAGCUGGACUAAACCCCCAAUGUUUCAAGAUCCUAAAAAAGCCCCUGGUGAUGGCGCAAUGUAUAAGACCAUGCCUUUGUUGUGAAAGACCUGGGUUCAGUUCCACUGUGACCCAUCCACCAUUGUGUCCCUGAGCAAGACACUUAACCCCUUGUUGCUCCAGAGGUGUGCGACCUCUGACAUUUAUAUCAAUUGUAAGUCGCUUUGGAUAAAAGCGUCACAUAAAUGUAGAAAGACUUAAUGAAAUAAAAAAAACUUGAUGUCAAAAUCUACAAUAACUUAUCCUCAGUUUCACUGCUCAUGUGUAUGACGCCAGUGUUGGUUAACAAUUACAUACAAUAUUAAAUGAUAUGGUUAAUAAGCUU
Messenger RNA from Micropterus salmoides (largemouth bass), 2859 nucleotides. RefSeq lists its product as uncharacterized. NCBI's taxonomy places the organism in Eukaryota, Metazoa, Chordata, Actinopteri, Centrarchiformes, Centrarchidae. Gene Ontology annotation, biological process: peptidoglycan catabolic process. Gene Ontology annotation, molecular function: lysozyme activity. The transcript is spliced from 14 exons. The record is from RefSeq and is a predicted model, not a curated record. The coding region runs from base 93 to 1625 and encodes 510 amino acids.